UAAAGAGAGGAAACGAAAAAGCUUAACAAGGAGAAAAAGAAUGAAUUUCGAUGACCCCGUGGAAGAAAUGGAUUCCAAAGUGGAAUGCUCACAACCGUUGAGCCCCCAUAGAGAUAAAGUGUUUAAAAAAAUAUAUUUCACUCUCGUUUGCGCUCCUCCAGUAGAAUCAUCACAAAUUGUGGUACCGUCACCAUCGUCUGGCGGCCAUGGAGAUAUAAUCCAGAUAUAUAUAGAUAUAUUUCCUGACAAGGAUAAAAGCAGUAUAUGUGGGGAGCUCCGGAGAUUUGUGGCCUUAAGCCACAAUCGUUUUAAACAGAAGAAACAUAAACUAAGGGCUAAACCAAUAUAAGUUUUAUUAUUAUUACCUAUAUAUAUUAGUUUUAAGUUGUAAAUAUUAGUUUUAAG
Molecule: messenger RNA, 405 nt
Organism: Bactrocera tryoni
Lineage: Eukaryota; Metazoa; Arthropoda; Insecta; Diptera; Tephritidae
Exons: 5
Coding region: 41-349 (102 amino acids)
Source: RefSeq, a predicted model, not a curated record